Molecule: messenger RNA, 300 nt
Organism: Apiotrichum porosum
Lineage: Eukaryota; Fungi; Basidiomycota; Tremellomycetes; Trichosporonales; Trichosporonaceae
Exons: 2
Coding region: 1-300 (99 amino acids)
Source: RefSeq, a predicted model, not a curated record
AUGACCUCGUCAGGCGCGUCGACCCCAUGCUCGGAAAUGUCCCUCGGCCUCCCCUCUGCGUUGGAGGCGAGCGAGCCGCCAUCUCCCUCGUCCAUCGCCGCCGCACUCUUCCACCGCAGCCCUGUCCCGCCCGCCACCCCACCGAGCGAGGCUCUCAAGGACCUUCCCCCAGCCGUCAACGUCAAGCCCAUGGCUGAGGACGCGUUGCUAAGCUGCAUAAAGCCAAUGUGGGGCAAUGUGGUAUGGUCGCGUGGAUUUGGCAGUGUGGGUGCCGCUGUGAGACAAGGCGUUUACCAGUGA